ACCAAACUCUCGAGGCCGCAACAUGCGGCAGCCUUGAACGCAAAGGGUAUCGGAGUGGAAGCUAAGGCGCGUGCCGCAACUGGCUGGCUGGCUAAAUGGCCGAUGGGAAGCGGACUCAGGCAAUGUCUCGCCACCAUCAGCCUAGCCAGACAAAUGAACCUCUAAGAGCACGGUUUGGGUCCAGACUCAUUUUGUCGAAGACUCACUCGCCGCCUCACCCACAGGCCGGGUGUCAUCAUUCUCCCCAGUCGUAUAGAGCGAUCAAAUACGUGAAUUUGCGACAUCGCCACAAUGCGCCUUACAGUCCAGGUACCCGAGUAUCUUCGGUACAUAUUAGAAACAGAUAUAGGUACUUUGAUAUCUCCCUCGGAAAGCUACGUGCUGCCAUCACGAAAAAGGAAGUUGCUGCAAAAAGCCGCCAAGAGAGCACAUAUCUAAUCCUUGCAAGGUGUAUCUCUGACGGCAAGUGGAGGCGCCUUUGGUACAUACCACUGCCACUGCCACUGCCACUCCUUCUGCCAUUGACUCUACGGGCAGCAAUAUGUCAUCGGGCAUGGGUGGCCAAAGACCAUGGCGCGGGCGGCGGGAAAGCUUCCUUGGAGUCGGCCAACGGUUCUGGAGGUGGCCGAAAGGCCUGUCCACACACACACACACACACGCAGGUUCCGGACCAUCACGAACACGCACCACUCUCGCGUGGCCGAUCAGGGUACCAGCGGAAAGCGGACUAGGAUGGUCCAAGGACGGCACCACAGAACGGACCAUGCGAGGGAAAUCAUUCCCAGAUGAUCCGGAUGGGCGGUAAGGCCUCGGUGCGUGCAGUGCAGCGCACGGUUUUGGACG
This is a messenger RNA of Ilyonectria robusta, 843 nucleotides long. RefSeq lists its product as uncharacterized. The coding region runs from base 96 to 731 and encodes 211 amino acids. Lineage: Eukaryota; Fungi; Ascomycota; Sordariomycetes; Hypocreales; Nectriaceae. The record is from RefSeq and is a predicted model, not a curated record. The transcript is spliced from 2 exons.